Messenger RNA from Sycon ciliatum, 6257 nucleotides. RefSeq lists its product as uncharacterized. The coding region runs from base 211 to 5295 and encodes 1694 amino acids. The record is from RefSeq and is a predicted model, not a curated record. NCBI's taxonomy places the organism in Eukaryota, Metazoa, Porifera, Calcarea, Leucosolenida, Sycettidae. The transcript is spliced from 19 exons. Gene Ontology annotation, cellular component: neuron projection.
ACGCGUACGCGUAACAAACAAUACGCGUACGACCUAUAAAACAGAGUGUUCAGGGGAAGAAACACAAAGCACUCGUUGCAUGGGUGACUUGGAAGCCAUCACAUCCAGGAUUACUAUAGUGAAGUUCAAGAAACCAUUCGUGGUGAUAUUCUUGGCCAUUCCCACUGGUUCCCCUAGCCAGCGCAGGGCAGAGCUACUCUCAAUUUUCUUAUGGUGGAGGACUGUCGUGCGAGUGAGCACAGAGCGCCUGGCAGCGGCAGUAUGGCGGUACGGAAUGCCUUGUGCAGGGCAUGUAGGGUGUUGUUCUACGUCAAUGUCCUACUGUGGUCACAUGGCAGUCUAACCUCCGCGGGCGACAAGGGCGCAUGUACUGACCAAGCCAAGUCCUGGCCAUCAGGAAUCUCGAUACAGACGAACAGGGAUACGGAUUGGAUGAGCUUUCACAUCGGCGAGAAGCUUUGCCUUGUGUGCGCAGUUCAUCCUAAUCCGUACAACGAGAGCGUUGUUCCUGUUCUGGAGUGGAGUUUGAACGGCAACACAAGUGCCUUGGCAAAGAAUACACAGCAACUCGCCGCAUCGUUCAAAGAAACGGGAAAGAAUGGAUGGCUGUCUGUGGUUCAGAUCGAUUCUUCAACAGACCAAGACAUAGGAGUAUACGUGUGCAAGGCGUCCUUUCCUUCCCUCCAGCUCCAAGCAAAUGUUACACUUGAGCAAAAACAGUACUACUUCAAGGAGGGAUUGCCCAAAUCGUACUACAUUGGGGAAUACGGAGACAUACAGAAUAUCACCUGCCAUUCGCAACAUGAUCUCUUCCCCGUUUGGUGCAAGCUCAGGAAGCUCAACCUAGACUUAAGCGAAACAAAUUGGGCAGUGCAGUGUAUUGAGCACAAUCUGCAGUACAAUCGCCAUGCUUCGCACAAUCGAGCAACAUUCCCUGUUAUUGUCAAUGAGAGGACUGCUGGCUGGUGGAAAUGUAUGCUGAGCUUUAGCCAUCAACCUUUUGUAACCCUUCCCCCAAUAACCUAUGUGCCAAUCCAACUCAAGAUCAAAGAAAUACAACCAAAGUCUGCAUGGAUUGAAGCAAGGGCAACAGCGUAUGUGGAGGGAUCGUCGGUUGUCCAGCAACACCUACCCAUUGCGAUGGAUGAUGAGACAGAUCCGAAGAUUGUCUACCUGGUGGGCUGGUCAAGCAAUAUCAUUGCCAUCAGCAUAUCUUGUACGCCGAACAUGGCCACAUACCCCACCCCAGAGGUGCGGUUGAGUUGGAGCAAGCUAGAAGUGUUCAGUGACUCUGAAGUCAGCGUCACAAGAAAUCUGACCAAAACUUUACCUCCAGGUGGAUAUCUUCAGCCAGGCAUACUACUGAGCUGUGAGAUCGAGAACAAGCUCGGCAAAGCGGAACGCACGGUCGAGCUAAGAGCAGGACGUACACCUAGUUUGUCAGUUCAGGAAGCAUGGGUCAAGGAUCGGCCAGGAGGGAACACCACCGAUACCAAGAUUGUUCUGCACGUUUUCGGGGAGCCUCUGACUGAAAUCACGGCCUGUGUAAGGAUGAACUUGCUAAGCCAUGCGUCGCGCUGUCAGAAGAAACUGACAGGAAGCACGACAUACGCAGACCUGCCUGUUCACAAUGCAGAUGACCCAGUCAAGAUCUUCUUCUCCUGGACUGCAGGCCAGCAAUGCCAGUACGAGGGACAUCAGUAUGGCAUUGCAACAUGGAAUAUUCAGACAAAAACGCUGCAAAGCGGCGGAGUGAGCCGAAACGACACAUUCAUCUUGCGUUUACCCAGUAUAGUACCGGGAGCCAAGAAAAUAGUCAAGCUUGCGUUUACUUUCGGUGCUGCUCUUGACGGAUCAAUAUACAGAUCUCUGCCAGCCAAGUCCUGGCCAUCAGGAAUCUCGAUACAGACGAACAGGGAUACGGAUUGGAUGAGCUUUCACAUCGGCGAGAAGCUUUGCCUUGUGUGCGCAGUUCAUCCUAAUCCGUACAACGAGAGCGUUGUUCCUGUUCUGGAGUGGAGUUUGAACGGCAACACAAGUGCCUUGACAAAGAAUACACAGCAACUCGCCGCAUCGUUCAAAGAAACGGGAAAGAAUGGAUGGCUGUCUGUGGUUCAGAUCGAUUCUUCAACAGACCAAGACAUAGGAGUAUACGUGUGCAAGGCGUCCUUUCCUUCCCUCCAGCUCCAAGCAAAUGUUACACUUGAGCAAAAACAGUACUACUUCAAGGAGGGAUUGCCCAAAUCGUACUACAUUGGGGAAUACGGAGACAUACAGAAUAUCACCUGCCAUUCGCAACAUGAUCUCUUCCCCGUUUGGUGCAAGCUCAGGAAGCUCAACCUAGACUUAAGCGAAACAAAUUGGGCAGUGCAGUGUAUUGAGCACAAUCUGCAGUACUAUCGCCAUGCUUCGCACAAUCGAGCAACAUUCCCUGUUAUUGUCAAUGACGUGACUGCUGGCUGGUGGAAAUGUAUGCUGAGCUUUAGCCGUCAACCUUUUGUAACCCUUCCCCCAAUAAGCUAUGUGCCAAUCCAACUCAAGAUCAAAGAAAUACAACCAAUUUCUGCAUGGAUUGAAGCAAGGGCAACAGCGUAUGUGGAGGGAUCGUCGGUUGUCCAGCAACACCUACCCAUUGCGAUGGAUGAUGAGACAGAUCCGAAGAUUGUCUACCUGGUGGGCUGGUCAAGCAAUAUCAUUGCCAUCAGCAUAUCUUGUACGCCGAACAUGGCCACAUACCCCACCCCAGAGGUGCGGUUGAGUUGGAGCAAGCCAGAAGUGUUCAGUGACUCUGAAGUCAGCGUCACAAGAAAUCUGACCAUAACUUUACCUCUAGGUGGAUAUCUUCAGCCAGGCAUACUACUGAGCUGUGAGAUCGAGAACAAGCUCGGCAAAGCGGAACGCACGGUCGAGCUAAGAGCAGGACGUACACCUAGUUUUUCACUUCAGGAAGCAUGGGUCAAGGAUCGGCCAGGAGGGAACACCACCGAUACCAAGAUUGUUCUGCACGUUUUCGGGGAGCCUCUGACUGAAAUCACGGCCUGUGUAAGGAUGAACUUGCUAAGCCAUGCGUCGCGCUGUCAGAAGAAACUGACGGGAAGCACGACAUACGCAGACCUGCCUGUUCACAAUGCAGAUGACCCAGUCAAGAUCUUCUUCUCCUGGACUGCAGGCCAGCAAUACCAGUACGAGGGACAUCAGUAUGGCAUUGCAACAUGGAAUAUUCAGACAAAAACGCUGCAAAGCGGCGGAGUGAGCCGAAACGACACAUUCAUCUUACGGUUACCCAGUAUAGUACCGGGAGCCAAGAAAAUAGUCAAGCUUGCGUUUACUUUCGGUGCUGCUCUUGACGGAUCAAUAUACAGAUCUCUGCCAGCCAAGUCCUGGCCAUCAGGAAUCUCGAUACAGACGAACAGGGAUACGGAUUGGAUGAGCUUUCACAUCGGCGAGAAGCUUUGCCUUGUGUGCGCAGUUCAUCCUAAUCCGUACAACGAGAGCGUUGUUCCUGUUCUGGAGUGGAGUUUGAACGGCAACACAAGUGCCUUGACAAAGAAUACACAGCAACUCGCCGCAUCGUUCAAAGAAACGGGAAAGAAUGGAUGGCUGUCUGUGGUUCAGAUCGAUUCUUCAACAGACCAAGACAUAGGAGUAUACGUGUGCAAGGCGUCCUUUCCUUCCCUCCAGCUCCAAGCAAAUGUUACACUUGAGCAAAAACAGUACUACUUCAAGGAGGGAUUGCCCAAAUCGUACUACAUUGGGGAAUACGGAGACAUACAGAAUAUCACCUGCCAUUCGCAACAUGAUCUCUUCCCCGUUUGGUGCAAGCUCAGGAAGCUCAACCUAGACUUAAGCGAAACAAAUUGGGCAGUGCAGUGUAUUGAGCACAAUCUGCAGUACAAUCGCCAUGCUUCGCACAAUCGAGCAACAUUCCCUGUUAUUGUCAAUGACGUGACUGCUGGCUGGUGGAAAUGUAUGCUGAGCUUUAGCCGUCAACCUUUUGUAACCCUUCCCCCAAUAAGCAAUGUGCCAAUCCAACUCAAGAUCAAAGAAAUACAACCAAUUUCUGCAUGGAUUGAAGCAAGGGCAACAGCGUAUGUGGAGGGAUCGUCGGUUGUCCAGCAACACCUACCCAUUGCGAUGGAUGAUGAGACAGAUCCGAAGAUUGUCUACCUGGUGGGCUGGUCAAGCAAUAUCAUUGCCAUCAGCAUAUCUUGUACGCCGAACAUGGCCACAUACCCCACCCCAGAGGUGCGGUUGAGUUGGAGCAAGCCAGAAGUGUUCAGUGACUCUGAAGUCAGCGUCACAAGAAAUCUGACCAUACCUUUACCUCCAGGUGGAUAUCUUCAGCCAGGCAUACUACUGAGCUGUGAGAUCGAGAACAAGCUCGGCAAAGCGGAACGCACGGUCGAGCUAAGAGCAGGACGUACACCUAGUUUGACGGUUCAGGAAGCAUGGGUCAAGGAUCGGCCAGGAGGGAACACCACCGAUACCAAGAUUGUUCUGCACGUUUUCGGGGAGCCUCUGACUGAAAUCACGGCCUGUGUAAGGAUGAACUUGCUAAGCCAUGCGUCGCGCUGUCAGAAGAAACUGACGGGAAGCACGACAUACGCAGACCUGCCUGUUCACAAUGCAGAUGACCCAGUCAAGAUCUUCUUCUCCUGGACUGCAGGCCAGCAAUACCAGUACGAGGGACAUCAGUAUGGCAUUGCAACAUGGAAUAUUCAGACAAAAACGCUGCAAAGCGGCGGAGUAAGCCGAAACGACACAUUCAUCUUACGGUUACCCAGUAUAGUACCGGGAGCCAAGAAAAUAGUCAAGCUUGCGUUUACUUUCGGUGCUGCUCUUGACGGAUCAAUAUACAGAUCUCUGCCAGAAAUGAGACCAAGGUCAGCGUGGAUUGAAAUGAGGGGAGCAGGAGCAUAUGUGGAAGGAUCAAUGCAUGUCCAGCACCGUCUGCGGGUGGUGAUGGACGAUUAUACCAAUCCCAGUAUUUUAAACAUGACCGACUGGUCAAGCGAUACCAGUGUGAUCAAUCUCUCAUGCACUGCGGACAUGGCAACACACCCCACUCCAGAGAUACGCCUCAGUUGGAGCAAGCCAGGUGAAUCCGAAGAAUCUUCUAUAACCAGUGUUACAAGAAACCUGACCAAAACCUUCAAUUCGACCAGUCAUCUUCAGCCAGGUACAAUAGUCACAUGUAAGAUCGAGAACAAGCUCGGCAAAGUGGAACGCACCGUCGAGCUAGUAACAGGAUGUAAAAUGGCAAACUGCUACGACGGAUUUGCCACAGACAAGUAGCAUGUCGUUUUCCACGUCUGGCUCAAUUCUGCCAGUUGGCGGACAAGCCAAAGGAACUGGACUUCACCCGGUCCUAGUGGUCAGUAUUGUUAUAGGAUCGAUUACUCUCGCCGUAAUUACAACCAUCGCGGUUUUGAUGUUCUACAGAUGCGCGCAGAAUUUACCUGCCAAAAACUGACAGUACGUUCUGGAUUGUAAGGAAAAAUUCCCGAUUUUGCCUUUUUUCUGGCAGCGUUUAUUCUCCGCAAUUCAUUUAUAUAUUUUUUGUUCUCGGAUGGUGAGCCUUGUCCUUUUCCUUUCUUCAUCAUAUUUUUUGUUAUGAAAAGUAUAAAUGCCGCAGACAUCACCACGCAACAUGACAAUUUGUUCAAGUGUUCAUGAGUUGUUUCUGCACUGUUCAUGCCCAUUUGUCACACUUACUCUUUAUCUUAGUUCUCACUUUUUGUAAUACUUACGCAUCAUGUGUCACACUUCUUUGGAUUUUUAACCUUUGUUUUUCCCUUGAUCAUGUUAGUUCUGUAUUUCCACUGAUGAUCGGAGCUUGAAAAUCGAUUUUGGAAACACACAAAACCAAACCUUGAACAAAUUGUCAUGUUGCGUGGUGAUGUCUGCGGCAUUCAUACUUUUCAUAGCUAUUAUUAAACUUUUAUCUCCACGUAGAUUAUUUGUAUAUUUUUUGUUGUUUCACUUUUCUGGCUGUUCGCUUCCCUAGAUCCCUGGUAGUUUACAUGGUUUACUUUAUCCAAUUCCCAUUUCAAAUCAUCCAUAAUAUAGCCUUUUGUAAUAAUGACGUCAACAUUCACAAUAUCUUUGAUUAAAAAUGAUGAUGUAAUGAAUCACAUAGCUAAGCAUGUUCUACCAACAGAAGGAUUUUUGCCUUAGGAAUUUUUCUAGGCAUGCUGCCCAGUUAGUUGGGAACUUGUGGCCUGACAUGAGGUAAAUAUGGAUGCAGUGAAUGAGAA